GGGAGGAAGGGGUGACACGUCCAGCCGGGCGGAGCCUAGUGAGUGUGUACGUAGACAAGUCUGCUCGGAGCCCGCAGUUUCGCCAGUCCGUCUGCCGCAGUUCCGCCGUCUCAAUCUACGCCGCCGCGCCUGUGAAGACACCGAUCCGCCUCUCUCACCAUGGUCGCCAAGCAGAGGAUCCGCAUGGCGAACGAGAAGCACAGCAAGAACAUCACCCAGAGAGGAAACGUGGCCAAGUCGACGAGAAACCUGGGCGAGGAGAAGGGGGUCGGGCCGUGGCUGCUGGCCCUGUUCGUCUUCGUGGUUUGUGGCUCAGCUAUUUUCCAAAUCAUCCAGAGCAUCAGGAUGGGCAUGUAGAGUGAUGAUGUCACGGCCAGGGGCGGAGCCAAGAUGACAGGCAGCCCACAACACGGGAAUGUCCCUCAUCGAGUCUCCGAUCUUUACCGAGAAACUUAACCAACAUUACCCUACGUUUUUACACACACACACACACACACACACACAGCCAGCUUCAGUGACUCCCCAUCAUAGACUCAAGUGUCCACAGCCACGGGGAGAUUCCCCCAUUUUCUUUCUCUCUCUCUCUGCCACUCUUGUGUGUGUGUGUGUGUGUGUGAGCAAAGUCUCUAUCCAUCACCACUGUCUGCCUGCCAAGCAGUCAUCCUCCCUUUUUUCCAUCCUUUUUCCUAUCAACCUCUCAUUAUGUUGAUUUAGUACUAGUUGUCAGUUUUUGGAGGUAGUGUCCCUGUGGUUCUCCAGUACCUUUUGGCUGAAAAAUGAACCAGAGAACCACAGAGGUGUGUCUAAACGGGACGGCCCUCCUUCCCCUUCUGGUCAUUUACGAUACAUCGAACAACUGCUCUCCUUUGUAUGUAGACCAUACGGCAGACAUAUUGACAACAAUGAGCCAUAGAGAGCAGCGACUAUACGGUUUUCCCUGUGAACGGUCACAGUUUCUCCUUCAGUUAAAGUGGAUCAGUGAGGGUUUAGCAGGAAGUUCUGCUCAUCUUGGCACAUGGUAGUCCAUGUCUGCCUUGCUCAUUUCUCAGAGUGAAAACGCUGACAUAAGGGGGACGCCUGAGUUUCAGUGAUUGUGUACCCGUUCCUACAGGAGGACACAGUGUUUUCAGGGAGGAGUGUACUAGGGAGCUCUUCAGAAAAGAGAAGGACCCUCCUCACGUCUGAGCUCAUGGUGGCUACGUUGACAUUUCACAUUACGUUCCACUCAGUUACUGAGUGUGAUUAGCAAAAGGUGAGCUGUGCAACUUGUCAAGCGACACGUGUGAUCCUAAACCUGAGGACAUUUGUAGACACACUCUGUGACAAUAGUAACAUCUUGUCUUUGGAACUGAGCUUCGAAUGUGACAAUAAUAACCAGAGAAAAACGUAUGAGCAUGUAGACCAACCCACAACUAUUCAGGUACUCAGUGACUUACAUUCCAGAAGUUGUUUGCUAUCUCUAAAUGGUUGUAAAAACCCAGUAUCUGGUGUCUUUAUACCCUUUCUACUCUGUUUUCUGUAUCUUCCUGUAUCUUGCCCAGCAGAAGGAAAUGAAGGUCUUUUGAAUCAGAAGAUUUGAAAGUAGUAAGGUCUGGCUGCACUGUGUGUGGCCUUCGCCUGUAAGAGAUGAACUAUUUCUGUCAAAAAAAAUAUUUGUUUCGAUAAUAAAGAUUCAGUUUUGAAGAUGGAAA
Molecule: messenger RNA, 1691 nt
Organism: Lampris incognitus (smalleye Pacific opah)
Lineage: Eukaryota; Metazoa; Chordata; Actinopteri; Lampriformes; Lampridae
Product: stress-associated endoplasmic reticulum protein 1
Exons: 3
Coding region: 160-357 (65 amino acids)
Biological process (GO): endoplasmic reticulum unfolded protein response
Cellular component (GO): endoplasmic reticulum
Source: RefSeq, a predicted model, not a curated record